UAAAACCACUGAACCUAUAUUACCUGAAGAAUUAGAAAAUAUAGUUCAAACUCGUGUUGAAAAAGAAUUGAAUCGUAUUAGAGAACGUGAUGAAGAAAUACAAAGGCGUAUUGAAGUUGAAUUAAUUAAACGUAGAGCUAUAAUUGAUGAUCAUGGUCUUAAUGCCAUAGCAACUGAACAAGAUAUACAAGAAUUAAUUUUACGAGUUGAAAGGCUUGUUGUAAAAAAAUUCUAUUUGAUUUGA
Scutellospora calospora is the source of this 244-nucleotide messenger RNA. NCBI's taxonomy places the organism in Eukaryota, Fungi, Glomeromycota, Glomeromycetes, Diversisporales, Gigasporaceae. The record is from the annotation of a GenBank genome assembly.